Cicer arietinum (chickpea) is the source of this 2342-nucleotide messenger RNA. RefSeq names its product rab escort protein 1. Lineage: Eukaryota; Viridiplantae; Streptophyta; Magnoliopsida; Fabales; Fabaceae. Gene Ontology annotation, molecular function: GDP-dissociation inhibitor activity. The record is from RefSeq and is a predicted model, not a curated record. Gene Ontology annotation, biological process: small GTPase-mediated signal transduction; intracellular protein transport; protein geranylgeranylation. Gene Ontology annotation, cellular component: Rab-protein geranylgeranyltransferase complex; cytoplasm; nucleus.
UUUUAUAGUUGCAGUUGAACUUGAAACGACAAGUCGUUUGGUUGCAAAUUUGCAACACUAAUUUGCCACCUGAUUCUUCCAUUUCUUUCACGGCACAGACGGCGUAUAACCUCCACGCGCCGUCAUCGCCAUGACCGAAUCCGAAGAAUCAAUAGCGUACCCUCCGAUAGACCCGGUUAACUUUGAUCUCAUUAUCGUCGGCACUGGCCUCUCCGAAUCCAUCAUCGCCGCUGCCACCUCAGCCGUCGGAAAGACCAUCCUCCACCUCGACCCCAACUCCUUCUACGGCAGCCAUUUCGCUUCUCUCUCCCUCGAAGAUCUCACAUCUUACCUCAAUUCCCCUCCCAAAUCUAUCACCGCCGCCACCACCACCACCUCACCCAACGAUUCCGAUUAUGCCGCCUUAAAUCUCAUCCAAAAACCCCUGUACUCCGACGCGGAGUUCAUUUACCGCGAUUCCACCGACGAAUCCUCAUUUCUUCGAGAAAAUUCGAGAAAGUUCAAUCUCGAUUUAGGAGGACCUAGGGCAUUGUUCAGCGCAGACAAAACAAUCGAUCUAUUGUUGAAAUCAGGCGCUGCACAGUACUUGGAGUUUAAAGGAAUCGAUGCGAGUCUCGCGUACGAUGCAAAUGAGGGUUUGAUGAACGUUCCAGAUUCUCGCGGAGCGAUUUUUAGAGAUAAAAACCUUUCACUUAAGGAGAAAAAUCAAUUGAUGAAGUUCUUCAAGCUUGUUCAACAACAUUUGAGUGAUAAUGGAGAUGAGAAGAUUUCAGAGGAAGAUUUGGAGAGUCCUUUUGUGAGUUUCUUGGAGAAAAUUCAGUUGCCGCCGAAGAUAAAAUCGAUUCUUUUGUAUGCUAUAGCCAUGGUAGAUUUUGAUCAAGAAAACAGUGAGGUUUGUAAGGACUUACUCAAAACAAAAGAUGGAAUAGACCGUUUAGCUCUAUACAGCUCAUCUGUUGGAAGGUUUCCCAAUGCACCGGGGGCUUUGCUUUAUCCUAUUUACGGUGAAGGAGAAUUACCACAAGCUUUUUGUCGUCGUGCUGCUGUAAAAGGUUGCAUUUAUGUUCUCCGAAUGCCGGUUAUUUCUCUGCUUAUGGAUAAGGCUAAUGGGUCGUAUAAAGGUAUUAGAUUAGCUUCGGGUCAGGAUUUAUUUAGUCAUCAGCUUAUCCUGGACCCAUCUUUCACGAUUCCAUCAACACCGUCUUUGUCUCCCAAAGAUAUUUCCAGUGAAAGGCUUGAGAUGUUGAGUCAGAGAGAUAUUAAAGGAAUGGUGGCUAGGGGAAUAUGCAUCACAAGGAGUUCCAUAAAGCCAGAUGUAUCAAAUUGCUCUGUGGUGUAUCCUCCUAGAUCUCUUUAUCCUGAUCAGGUGACAUCAAUCAGGGCUCUUCAGAUAGGAUCCAAUCUCGCCGUCUGUCCUGCGGGCACCUUUGUUUUAUACUUUUCCACUUUGUGUAAUGAUGCCGAUGAAGGAAAGAAGUUACUAAACGCAUCCGUGAAUGCUCUUCUUACACUGCCUGUAUCUGGAAACACAGAAAGUAUUCCCAUUCUUCAAAGUGACUGUGAAGAUAAAAAACCCGCUGUGCUCUGGGGUGCAUUUUAUAUUCAAAAAUUAACCACGGGUAAAUUUGAAGCUAUUAGUUCCACUCCUACACCGGAUGGAAACCUAAACUACAAUGAACUUUUAGACGCAACUGAGAAGCUAUUUGGUCAAAUGUACCCCGAAGAAGAAUUCUUUCCAAAGGUGACAUCCCCUGAAGAUACCUCGGACGAUGAUGAAAACGGGAUAACUCUGGAGAGCUAAUCGAAAUCAAACUACCUUGUGCAACUCAUAUGAGAACCGCUACACCAAGAUCUGGGACAAAGGAGGUUGUGAAAUUAUAUGCUCAUGCCCUAAAAAAUGAAGAUAUAGAGAUUAAAAUUGUUGAGGUGAAUGGUUAGGUUUCCUGCUUUUUGGGUGAACUGAAAAACAGGGGUCCUCAAUGCCGGUACAAAGCACUUGUUGUAGUUAAUUAUGAUUUUUUUUUGAAGCAUAGAAAUACUGAUUUGGUGCUGUAUAUGCACUUAAGUUAAUAGCGUUUGUAGAAUCAAGUUGCUAGCUACUCUAUGAAGAUGUGGAACCAUCGAAGAUUCAAAGCUACUAAGGGCUGAAGUAUAGCACUCAAGUUCCUAAAUCUAGAUCUGUAGUUUGCGCUUGGAAAAUGAUUUAUUUGUACAAUAUUUUAUUUUAUGAGGCUAUGACCUAGUCUGAAUCUGUUGCAAAAGUAUUUAAAAUGAAGACCUGAAACACUGUAGGUUGUACAAAGUACAAACACACUUGGGAAAAUUUUGACUUUGUCUUAACA